AUGACCGACAACUUUUGGGAACAACGUAAACUUCAACUCGAGCAAGAAAAGCAAGCCGAAAAGGAAAGAAAGGCUGCCGAACGAAAAGAGAAGCUAGCACAACAACAAGAAGCUUCCGCCUCUUCUGCAAUCCCUCAACAACAACAACCAUCACAACAACAAGAAAAGCCCAAGAAAAAGCCAGCCACUCAAUCACAACAACAACAGCACAAAAAGAAGGCUUUCAAAAAGAAUUAUGAACAACAACAACACAACACCUCAAGUAACGGAACUAAAGUUCAACCAUCCUCUUCUGAAGACCCUGAUUUCCAAACAGUGGAAAGAAAAACCGGAGGAAGAAGACAAUUCCAGAGAAAGCCAAAGAAGAAUUUCGAAAAUGGAGAAAAGAAGAAGAAUAACAACAACAACUCUAGCAGCAACAAUAAGGAAGUAGUCAAGAAGGAAGAAAAGCCAACAACAACAGAAACUGUCAUUCAGCCUGCACAAGUGAAAGUUUUCGCUUCACCUGCUGCUGAGGCUUCUACUACUAGUGCUGCCCUCAGUGAUUGGGCUUCCCUUUUGAAACCAACGGCCAAUGUCGCAUCUCAAGAUGCCACCAGUUCUAGCGGAGCUGCUGAUAAUUCAACCAACAACAAGAAGAAACAAGAUAAGAAGAAUGUGGUUGCUACUAAGAAACCAUCCUCUUCCGACAUCAAUGGUACCAAGCAAAUAAGUUCCAAACCACAGAAGGAUUUCGAGUCUGGAAAGAAUAUUCUCAGAUCCACAGAGGUUGAAGUUGACCAACAUUUGUUGGAUGAAGUUGGUGUCUUUAUUCAACCAAGAGGUAUGACCAACAUUAACAAUUCUUGUUAUAUGAAUGCAGUUUUGCAAAGCUUGGUCAGCCUUCCUCACUUUUAUCAUUUAAUGAAGAGACUUGGAAAGCUUUCACUUGACAAUGAUGAAUAUCCGCUCACAAAUAAGAUGGCACGUUUGGUCAAUGAAUUCCAAGUCAUGAAAGGUGCUCGUUCUCAAAAUGGAGAACAAAAAGAAAGAAAAUACUUUAUUAAUGCUUCUUAUGAAAAGUUAACUCCUUCCUAUAUUGUGGACUAUGUUCAACAAUCUUCCACAAACUUGGAAGACUCCUUCCUCUUGGGUACUCAACAUGAUGCUCAUGAAUUUUUGACUUAUUUGUUGGAAAGACUUCAUGAGGAACUCAAGAAAACUGAGAAAACAUUGGGCAGAAAGAGUCCAUCUUCAACCAAGAAGAACAAGAAGGAUCAACAAGAAGAGUCUUCUGAAGUUGCCACCGCCACUGACUUGGCAACAAACGUUGAAGACAAAUGGCAAGAAGUUGGAAAAAAGAACAAGUCCAACGUCAUUCGUGAACAUGAAAUGGGUGAUAACAGCGCCAUCUCCCGUAUUUUCUGUGGAAAGAUGAAAAGCUUUGUUCAAAAACAAGGUGAGAAAGGAAGUGCUGUUGUCGAGCCAUUCUUUAGUUUGCAUUUGCCAAUCAAGGAUGACAACAUUAAGGGCAUUAAGUUCGCCUUAAGAGAAAUGACCAAGGAAGAGAACGUUUUGGAUAAGAAUGCCAAGUCCACAAUUUAUCAACUUCCAAAAGUUCUCAUCUUGCACUUGAGAAGAUUCGAUUUCUCUACAACUGAAGGCAUCCAAAAGAUUUCCAAGCGUAUUCGAUUUGAUUAUGAGCUAAUUAUUGAUGACAAGGUUGUUCCUAACAUCAAGCAAAUUGCUGGGAAAUCAUUCUUGAGAUAUAGACUCGCUAGUGUGAUUUGCCAUCACGGAAAGGAAGCAUCAGGUGGUCACUACAGCACCUUUAUUCAACAUGGAUGUGGUAAAUGGAUUCAUAUCGAUGACACCAAGAUAACUGUUGUAAGCUUGCAACAUGUCUUGGAUCAGCAAGCAUAUAUUCUCACCUACGUCCAAGAUGACAACCAGGAACAUUAUAAUUUGUAUGGUGAAGGCUCGUCAUCAUCUCCAUUGUUCAGCAUUGAUCACAAUGAUUUCAAAGAAAAGAAGGAAAAGAGGGAGAAGAAGAAGGACGGAAACACCAAACAAGAGCAAAAGGCCGUCUCUCCAUCCACACCAACUCAAACCACCACCACUACAGUUUAA
Molecule: messenger RNA, 2109 nt
Organism: Naegleria fowleri
Lineage: Eukaryota; Heterolobosea; Eutetramitea; Acrasida; Naegleriidae
Exons: 1
Coding region: 1-2109 (702 amino acids)
Biological process (GO): protein deubiquitination
Cellular component (GO): nucleus; cytosol
Molecular function (GO): cysteine-type endopeptidase activity; cysteine-type deubiquitinase activity
Source: RefSeq, a predicted model, not a curated record